GUCUCAGCACUGCCAAUGGCAACACCUACUACCUCCAGACAACAAGUGUCUCAGAGAUGGAUGAUUGGAUUGCCAACAUUCACUGUGCUGCUGCCUUGGCUAUGACAAACCACUCCAGCAAGGAUGAAGCAAUGCAGAUAAUAAAAGGUGAAGUGGAAGAUCACACUAAAGCCAUUGAGAAGGAGACUCAGCUAAAGAACCUGACAGAACUAAAUGUGGCACCUGUCACUGACUACAAUACAAGAUCAAUGGCAUCAAAACAAUUGGUGACUUGUCUAGAGAACAUUGAGAAAUACAACGUGGACAUAUACAGAUCGCGAUGCUACCUGGCCUCCCUGCCAAGCUCAGAAUGCACAACACCGACACUCCUGGCGUUCCAUGCCAGGACCAACCAAACUGGCUCUGGGAAACUGGGCGUGUUCUCAGUGGCCUCACUCCAUGCCAUCGUCAGUGCUCGUAGUAUUCCGUCGUCCACCUCAAACUAUGGCUCCUUCAAGUUCAGUAGAAGUGGCAAGUCACCCCUCUCCCCAACUAGUGGUAAAUGGAAAAGUCACAAGACCAAGAUGUUCCAGAGGAUGGCGACAGAUAAGAGGUCUUCACUGAGGAGUAUGGAGAUAUCAGGACCUUAUCCCAUGCUACCACCCUCAGCACUCCACUCUCUCGCUCAGUCCUACUCUGAAAUGGAGGAGACAACUGAUACAGAUGCCCCGCCUUCUUUUUCUCCUGAACCAAUCUCCCCACUGUCCCCGGUGAUAAAGGUCGUCACCCCUGGCAACAGAGUUGUCUCGGUCCCUCACCGUGACAACACCACAAUCACUGUCAUCCUCCAUGCCUGCUGCAGGCAGGAGUACACUCAUCUGGAGAUGUGUCAGAAGUGGACUCACACAGUCUUUCUCUCUCAGCCUGACAUUCAAAACUGCACCACCACUGCCUUUGGUCUGAUGCUGGAACCGGUAUGGGACGUGGGUGGGAACAGACUGGAGACGGUACUGGUGAGCCGAGUGGAGGAAGGGGGUGUGGCAGAUCGGUGUGGGGUGUGGGAGGGUGACGAGGUGACGAGGGUGAACGGGAGGAGUGUGAGGAAGGCCGGAUGGGUUGGCACCCGGAGCUCACUGGACGCUCCCACAGUUUCCCUAUCACUCAAGACCUGCCACAUCGAGAUGCCCGUCUCGGAACUGACCAAUCAGAUUGUGGAGAGCCUCAUAUGCCCUGCCCCUCCCUCGUCCAACACUGAGCUCUCACAGGAGGCCAUUCAACAGCUCACUGUACCAACUCCAGCCAGAGAUGACACGAGAACUCCAAUAAAAGCUACACAGCGGAAGUGUCUCACGAGAGCCAGAUCAACUCCCUUCCAAGGCAAGCUCAGUUGGGUAAUACCCACCUACAGUGAGGUCAGGACUCAAUUUGCUGCAUGUGUCGUGAGUGAACAGGAUCUGCGCCCUGCAAUCAGAGCCAAUUCUCUCUCCCCAUAUGACCUGGCAGCUCUGGAGGGAAACACUGUGAAGGAAGCUAUGAAGCUGGAGAUUGCUCCGUCUGAUGCCGCACAGGGAGAAAGUUCCUUGAAGAACAUGGUGUCUGCGAUAGCUGGGACCUUCCUGAUGUACAUGGAGAGCUUCAGAGUGUACAGCACCUUCUGUGCCAGCCACUCCAAAAUCAAACACCUCCUCCAGUCAGGUGAGAAUGGUGCUGAGUUGAAGGAGUUUCUGGAGGCCAGGAAUCCCCACCAUCACCACUCCCUCUCCCUACCUGCCCUCUUUGCCAAGCCAAUCGUGAGAUUGUCCCGCUAUCCUCUCUUCCUGAAUGCCAUGAUUGAUAAUUCCCCACCAGACAGUGAAGAAAGGGCCCACCUAUCAGAUGUGGUGGAGGGGAUGGCGUGUGUGGCUAACUAUAUCAAUGAGAUGCAGAGAGUCAGUGAGACCUACAGCUCUCUGUUUCACACCAUUCUCUCUGAGAACUCCCACACUGCUCCCUCAGGACUGAGUCUGUCGGUGGCCCAGUUGCUGUACCACGGAGACGUGAUGUGGCUGAACCCAAACGAAGACCUGAGGGCUGCUAGAACCAGCUGGAAGAAAGGACAUGGACCUCUUGCAACCUGCUUUGUGUUUGCCUCUGCCGUUGUCCUGGUGUGUGUGGAGAAGAAACCAAAGAGAAAGAGCAGCAGCAAGAGUUUUGAGGUGGAGGUUGGAGUUGAGGACACAAAGUUCAAGAUUCUCUUACCUUCUGUCAACUGCUCUGUCCAUGACCUACCAGACUCUGAUGGAGUGACUGACAUGUGGCAGUUGAAGUACAGACUGUCUCCUCUGUCCAGCUCAUCUCCCUCCCUCAUAUCUCCCCUUCACACACCUUCUCACCACUACCUCUCCUACCUCUUACGGAGCCAGUCUAUGGAGCAGAAGGCAGCAAUGGUUCAUCUCAUACGUCAGUCAAUUGGAGAGCUUCGAGACACAGCGACAACAAGUGGCAGCAGCUCUCCACUUCCCCUCCACACCUCCUCCCCACUGGCACAC
Messenger RNA from Geodia barretti, 2507 nucleotides. The record is from the annotation of a GenBank genome assembly. NCBI's taxonomy places the organism in Eukaryota, Metazoa, Porifera, Demospongiae, Tetractinellida, Geodiidae.